Cavia porcellus (domestic guinea pig) is the source of this 537-nucleotide messenger RNA. Its product is annotated as histone H2A-Bbd type 1-like. The record is from RefSeq and is a predicted model, not a curated record. Gene Ontology annotation, molecular function: structural constituent of chromatin; protein heterodimerization activity; DNA binding. Bases 65 to 415 code for a protein of 116 amino acids. Gene Ontology annotation, cellular component: nucleosome; chromatin. The transcript has a single exon. Gene Ontology annotation, biological process: heterochromatin formation. NCBI's taxonomy places the organism in Eukaryota, Metazoa, Chordata, Mammalia, Rodentia, Caviidae.
UUCAGAGGCUGAGGCCACAAGAAAAAUCAAGCAGGGGCACCUGAUUUGAAAUACAGCAACCAUCAUGGCUGCGAAGAAAUGCAAAGGGAUAUCCUCCAAGCCAAGGAAGCAUCCAGUGUCCCGCUCUACAAGAGCACAACUACAGUUUCCUGUUAGCCGUGUGGAGCGUUACCUUCGAGAGAACGGCUAUCUUCGCCUGUCGGCCUGCACACCGGUUUUCCUCGCUGGAAUUCUUGAAUACCUGACAGCCAGUGCCCUGCACCUGGCAGCUAGAGUGGCUCAUCGCAGGCACAAGAAACGCAUCUCCCCUGAGCAUUUGGCGAGGGCACUAGAGAAGAGUGAGCAACUUCGUCAGGUUUUUGGAGACAGCACCAAAGCUCUCCUGGAUGAGAUCAUCCAAGCCAAGAAGAAGUGAUUAGGCCUGCUUCUCCCAGUCUGGGGACACCUUGUGAACAGCCUCAUCUUGCCCUCAAACAUCCACAGAUGUGUCAGCCUUUUCUAUUGUCAUCAGACUGGUUAAUAAAGUGGUUAAACUGA